CACGUUACGCGCUGAUGUCACGGGCCGACAGCCAUGGCGUCCCUGGAUGCUGAGUGUGAGCCCAGCAUCGCGGGCCAAGCAGCAGCAGAGGCAGAGAUCGGUGUGUUGGAGCCAGGUGCUGGGAACAAACCAAGUACAGGGACUGGUGACACCGCUGAACCGGCCUCCCGGAGACUGAGUCAGGGAGCAACCGCUAUAGUGAACCCCACCAGCGAUUCAAUGGGAAACAUCACCUCGCAGAGCAGCAAGGAGGUUCCUCGCUGCGGGGCCGGGCCGGAGGCUGAGGCACGUCCCCCUGAGGCCGAGGGUCCGGGGGGCCGAGGGGACGAGACGGGAAGCAGGGAGACCCCGUGUAAGUCCGGCGAGGCUUGUCCAAACUUGGAGCCGCAUCAUGCUGACACCGGGCCUGUCGCCCGCACCGCGCCCCAGCCCCUACCCAAAGGACACGCGACCAAAACCUUUCCUGCCUCCCCCACCAAGGCACCGGGGGCCAACCGUGCCAAGAUGACUCUCACCGGAGUCAGCAAAUCUACCAACACCAUGCAGAGCCUGGCCAUGAAGUUGCUGAGUGUGCCGAGCUGCCGGGGGGGCAAGGAGCCCCUUCCAGCGUCCCCCGCCACGCCCGCUGCCCCAGCCCAGGACAACAAGCCCAAGAUCCACAAGGCCCGCAAGUCCAUCUCCAGACCUGCCCAGAGGCCUCUGGCCGAGAUGAGGAGCCACCCCCCGGAGUGGGGGGGCCAGACGGCGGCUGCUGGGGGGCCAUCGGAGGUGGAGUACGUGGCCGCGCAUCCAGAGGAGAAUCUCGAGAGCCACAGGGCCAGGAAGUCCAUCAUGAAAGGCAGUUUCAGUCAGAGCUUGGCGGAGAAGUUGUCCAGCCUGCCCAUUGAGCGCCUGAGCCAGCUGGCGGGGGGAGGCGGGGAGGUGGAACACGUGGCCCAACCCCACGACGAGGGCCCAGAGAUCCACAGGGCCAGGAAAUCCAUCAUGAAAGGCGGCUUCAGCCAGGCAUUGGCGAUGAAGCUGUCCAGCCAAGCGCACAGUGCAGCUUCCCAUGACAAUCCGGAGUGUCCGGAGGUCCACCGGGCCAGGAAGUCGCACCUGGGAGGAAGUUUCAGCCAGAGCUUGGCCCGGAGCCUGGCGAGCGAGACCGUCAGCCAGGGUGGCGGCGGCGUUUCCACGGCAACGGCGGAAAGGCCAACCGUCCCCCGGGGACUGGCGGAGAAACCGAAACUUCACCGGGCGCGGAAGUCCAUGUUCAAGUCCAGCCCGGCCCAGAUCAAGCUUGUGGAGAUGAAAGGGGACUUGGAUCGCAGCGGCUCGAUGCAGCAGACCACCCAGCUACAGUUUGACAUGCUACCUGGCAGAGGGCCAGGUGAAGGCAGCACAGGCCUGGUCAAGAGACGCAGGCCGGAGAGCCUGGGGCCGGAGUCGGCCAGGGCAAACAGCCUCCUGAAGGAAGAGAUGGCCAAGGAGGUCCCCCCGCUGGGGCCGAUGCGAGGGGGUCACGGCGCCAGGGCAUCCGUCAGCUCGGGGUCGGCUGAAGCGCUGAGCAGGGCGCGGGGACACGAGAUGAAGGCCGUCGGCAGUGGAGCCACUGCCAUCCCAGUGCUGGACCUCUCCAAGGAGGCAGAAAGCCAAGACAAGGAGGAGAUCGUGGACCCGUGGGCUGCGGAGGUGGGCGAUGAUUACAGCUUCUUCUACGACAGCUACUCCGUGGAUGGCAGGGCCGACUCCGACAAGUCCAGCAAGACGGAGGGCGACGUUGGUGAGGACCGCCUGAGCGACGUGGAGGAUGAAGAGGAGGAGCUAGAAGGUUCCGGAAACCACUCCGAUCGGAGCUCCAGCUCCAGUUUGAAGAGGAAAGGCAAGAAGAAGUGGAAGAACGAGAGUCCGUGGGUCAAGCCCAGCCGUAAGCGCAGGCGGAAGGACCGCGUCAAGCCGGGGAAGGGUGGAGCAGCGGUCAGUUCAGCGCGGGGAGGAGGUGCCCCGGCACAGAGCGAGUACACAGAGGUUCCCCUCAGCUCCUUGGAACUCCCCAACGACAACAGCCUUUCUCCAGAACCCACCGGAGCCUCCAACGACGCCAGCUCCAUGGAGACGGACAAGUACGAGGAGCUGCCGCUGUGUAGUUGCCGCAUGGAGGCACCGAAGAUCGACCGCAUCACCGAGCUGUCCAACAACACCUGUAUGGCCACCGAGAGCACCGAUGGACAGCUGGGUGGCUGCAGGAACAGCAUCACCAAGUGUGAGACCAUGCGGCCCAGCAGCCGGGUACCGCUCAUGGUACUGUGUGAGUCUCACCGUGCCCGCAUGGUCAAACACCACUGCUGCCCGGGCUGUGGGUACUUCUGCACCGCGGGCUCGUUCCUGGAGUGCCACCCUGACUUCCGCAUCACCCACCGCUUCCACAAGGGCUGCGUGUCGCAGCUGAACGGCAUGAUCUUCUGCCCCCACUGCGGCGAGGAUGCAUCCGAGGCCCAGGAGAUCACCCUGGCCAAGGCCGACACCUCCAGCACCGCCCCUCUACCCCCACCGCCCCGCGCCCAGGACCACCUGCUCAACGGCCGCCCAGACUCCACGCACGCCAGCGCCAGGAUGAGCGGGAACGGCGAGGCAAAGAGGUGGAGCCUGGGGCCUCCAGCGGACGACAUCGACAGCUCGGGCCCCGCCAUCACCCUGGCCAACGGCAAGGUGCUGUCUGCUGUCGGCCUGCCCACCGGGCCCGGCAGAGAGGCCCUGGAGAAGGGGCUGGCCCUGCAGCAGUCCGAGCGGCGUAAGAAGCUGCGCUUCCACCCACGCCAGCUGUACCUGUCAGCCAAGCAGGGCGAGCUGCAGAAGGUGCUCCUGAUGCUGUUGGACGACCACGAUCCCAACUUCCAGAACGACCAACAUAGUCGGCGGAUGCCCCUGCACGCUGCCGCUCAGAAAGGCUACCUGGAGAUCUGCCACAUCCUGCUGCAGGCGGGUGCGAUCGUGGACGUGUGUGACAAGCUACAGCGGACGCCGUUGAUGGAAGCCAUCAUGAACAACCACUAUGAGGUGGUCAAGCUGCUGGCCAAGCAGGGGGCCUGUGUAUUCCACAAGGAGUUGGACUUAUCCUCGUGCCUCCACCACGCCGCCAAGAAUGGGAGUGUCCAGAUGGUGCAGUUCCUGCUCACCACCGGACAAGUAGACCUCAACACGCAGGACAGUGGUGGAUGGACUCCAGUUAUCUGGGCCGCUGAACACAAGCACAUUGAGAUCAUCAAGUUGUUACUGGACCGAGGAGCCAGCGUGGCCCAGAAGGACAAUGAGGAGAACAUCUGCCUGCACUGGGCUGCCUUUGCCGGUUCGUCGGACAUCGCAGAGGUGCUGCUGAACGCGCGGUGUAACAUCCAGGCGGUGAACAUGCACGGCGACACGCCCCUGCACAUCGCGGCUCGCGAGAACUUCUACGACUGCGUCAUACUCUUCCUGUCGAGGGGUGCGGACAUCGAGGUGAAGAACCGUGAGGGUGACAGCCCGUUGGACUGCUGCGUGGUCAACUCCCAGGUGUGGUUCGCUCUGCAGCUGAACAAGCGGCUGAAGCAGGGGGUGGUCAACCGAGCCGUGCGUACAGAGAAAAUCGUCAGCAGGGACAUCGCGCGCGGGUACGAGAACGUGCCGAUACCCUGCGUGAACGCGGUGGACGAGGAGAUGUCUCCAGAGGACUACAAGUACAUCUCCGAGAACUGCGAAACAUCCACCAUGAACAUCGACCGGAACAUCACGCACCUACAGCACUGCACAUGUUUGGACGACUGCUCCUCCAGCAACUGUCUCUGUGGCCAGCUGAGUAUCCGCUGCUGGUACGACAAGGAUGCACGACUGUUGCAAGAAUUCAACAAGAUCGAACCGCCACUCAUCUUCGAGUGCAACCAAGCGUGUUCCUGCUGGAGAUCGUGCAAGAACCGCGUGGUCCAAAGUGGAAUCAAGGUCAGGCUGCAGCUGUAUCGGACAGAGAAGAUGGGCUGGGGUGUCAGAGCCCUGCAGGACAUUCCUCAAGGCACCUUCAUCUGCGAGUACGUGGGUGAGAUCAUCUCUGACGCGGAGGCUGAUGUCCGUGAGGAUGACUCCUACCUGUUCGACCUGGACAACAAGGACGGGGAGGUGUACUGCAUUGACGCCCGCUACUAUGGGAACGUGAGCCGCUUCAUCAACCACCUGUGUGACCCCAACAUCAUCCCCGUGCGGGUCUUCAUGCUCCACCAGGACCUGCGAUUCCCCCGCAUCGCCUUCUUCAGCAGCCGCGACAUCCGCACAGACGAGGAGCUGGGGUUUGACUACGGAGAUCGGUUCUGGGACAUCAAGUGCAAGUAUUUCACCUGUCAGUGCGGCUCAGAGAAAUGCAAGCAUUCGGCAGAGGCCAUCGCCUUGGAGCAGAACCGACUGGCCAGGAUCGAGGCCUUCCAGGAGAGCAUGCCCGAGGGUGGCCUGACCAUCAUCACCCCCCCCCGAAAUCCCCAGAUGAUGAUUUGGGUUUGGAGAGAAGCGGACAAAAUGGUGGCGGGCGGGACCAGCGGAACGGGACACCUUUCGGGUUGA
Messenger RNA from Leucoraja erinaceus (little skate), 4563 nucleotides. It is a transcript of the gene ehmt2, whose product is annotated as euchromatic histone-lysine N-methyltransferase 2. Gene Ontology annotation, molecular function: protein-lysine N-methyltransferase activity; p53 binding; histone methyltransferase activity. The coding region runs from base 34 to 4563 and encodes 1509 amino acids. The record is from RefSeq and is a predicted model, not a curated record. The transcript has 33 exons. Gene Ontology annotation, cellular component: nucleus. Lineage: Eukaryota; Metazoa; Chordata; Chondrichthyes; Rajiformes; Rajidae.